Messenger RNA from Acanthosepion pharaonis, 495 nucleotides. The record is from the annotation of a GenBank genome assembly. Lineage: Eukaryota; Metazoa; Mollusca; Cephalopoda; Sepiida; Sepiidae.
AUGUUUCAAGAAUGUUUUCUUUAUAUUUCUCUUUCUUUCUUUCCUUCAUUUUUUGCUUUUUCCUGUUUCUCUUUAAUCUUCAUCUCUCUCUCUUUCACUCUCUCCUUUUUCUAUCAAUUUUCUUUUUCUCUUCAUCUUUGUCAGUUUUCUUUAUAUUUCUCUUCCUUUUUUCUUUCUUUUUACUUUAUUUUUCUUUUUUAUUCUUUCAAUGUCUCACCAUCUUUUGUCUCACUCAUUGAUCUUCUCUUUACUGCUUUGACCCUUUUUGUACUUCUCUAUUUUCAUCACUCUGUCUAUCUCUCUCUUUCUCUCUGCAUUUUUCUUCCUUUUUUUCUUCCUUUUUUUUUCCUUCUUGUUCAUUUUUCUUUUCUUCUUCUAGCUAUUCUUCUCACUCUUUACUUUCUCAUUUUGUCAGCUCUCCAGCUGAAUUUUCUUUCAAGUUUUUCAGCAAUUAUUGAAACGUCAGUGAACAUAACAAAAAAGAUAAUGGAGUAA